Arabidopsis thaliana (thale cress) is the source of this 645-nucleotide messenger RNA. RefSeq lists its product as hypothetical. Bases 1 to 645 code for a protein of 214 amino acids. The transcript has 2 exons. NCBI's taxonomy places the organism in Eukaryota, Viridiplantae, Streptophyta, Magnoliopsida, Brassicales, Brassicaceae. The record is from RefSeq and is marked reviewed.
AUGGUUACCAGAUUUAAGUGUUCUCCAGAUUCUGAGGAACGUGAGGAGAAUGAAGAGGAGAAUGAUGAAGAUACAGGCUACAGUUGGGCGAAGACAAAACAGAGACACACAACGGAUGUGCUUCUUCACAUUCCGAGGGACACUGAUGAAGAUUCGAGUGAAGAAAGAUUCUGCUUGGCCAUGCUCCUCUUAAUAGAGUCGACUUUCCUCACUCUGUACAAAGGCUGCAAAUUCCCUAUAGAAAAUCUUGAGAGAGCACAAGAUGUGGAAAAGUUGACCAAUUAUCCAUGGGGGGAAGAUGCAUUCAAUGUGCCAAUGUCAUCGAUCAAGAAGAACGUGGCAUCAAACAUGAUGAAGCCAAAGCAUGAUAUUCAUGGAUUUCCUCUAGCACUACACAUUUGGAUUCUUGAGUCUAUUCCAAUGCUACAAACAACCUACAACCGAAUCAGUUUAAUAGAGAGGCCUACUGCAUUCUUGUGUGAGAAAUACACGAGCCUACCAUCACCACAACUUUCUCAAAUACAGAACAUUGAAGCAUCAUAUCAUCCGAAGGUGUUUUUCAUCUUACCGUCAAUACCUGAUGAUCUUGAAGAUAAAGUUUCAUUGGAAGACGAAGAUGAUCCAGAAUUGGAUAUGCUGGUCUAG